Mycotypha africana is the source of this 501-nucleotide messenger RNA. RefSeq lists its product as uncharacterized. Lineage: Eukaryota; Fungi; Mucoromycota; Mucoromycetes; Mucorales; Mycotyphaceae. Bases 1 to 501 code for a protein of 166 amino acids. The transcript has 5 exons. The record is from RefSeq and is a predicted model, not a curated record.
AUGUACCAACAAACAGGCUGUUUUACUGCAAAAACAGGGGCCGUGGCGUUGAUGACUAACAGAUAUUUGACUGCCGGGCUGCAUUAUGAUAGCAAGCUGAAAAUUGUUGUCGUUGGACUUAGAAGGUGUGAUAUUGUCCACAGAGAACCUGGAAUGUUUGAAAAUUACUGUGAUCAUCCUGAGACUUCCACGAGGGUACUCGCGCCUUUCUUGUGGCAAAAGUUCUGGCGUUUUCAUCUCACUCACACGUCCCGCAAUGUUUGGUUCCGGAAGCUCCUAACAAUCUCCCCCCUCGCACCCGACUUCAUCGUGACCUUCCCGAUAUUCUUCAUAGUGAUGCUUGUCCCCUGUGCCGAGGCUGCUUUCCUCAUACGCCUGAGCAUUUUCUUUAUGUUUGUCCACUCAAUGUCCCUUCAAUUUGCUUUUUUUGGUGUAAUGGUUGUGGGGUAUAGACAGCUGAUAUCGUUUACGGUGAACAUAUUUGAGAAGAGAUGCUUAUGA